ACUUCCGGUCGCCGUCAUGCGCCCGGACAGACGUCGACUGCUCGCUGCUGGCCACACUUGAGCGGGACACCGGUGUCGCCGAGCACUCAUGGCCUCCUCCCCUUGCGUCCCGGUGUCUCUGUGGCUCCUGCUGGUGGCUGCGGGGCGGCUGUGUCUCGCGGUCCAUCCGUUACUCGUCUUUCUGAUCGACGGUUUUCGCUAUGACUACACGGACGACCUGAACUCACUGCCCGGCUUCAAGGAGCUUGUUUCCAGAGGAGUGAAAGUGGACUACAUGACGCCGGACUUCCCCAGUUUAUCGUAUCCCAACUACUACUCACUCAUGACAGGCCGGCACUGUGAUGUUCAUCAAAUGAUUGGAAACUACAUGUGGGAUGAAUCCUCUGGGAAGGAGUUUCUAAUUGGGACCAAUCCUGACAGCACGUCGCCUCUCUGGUGGAAUGGAUCAGAGCCAUUAUGGGUCACUUUGCAGAAGCUUGGAAAGAAAGUUUUCAUGUACUACUGGCCAGGCUGUGAGGUGGAGAUUCUGGGGUUUCACCCAACCUUCUGUGAAAUGUACAUCCACAGUCCAUCAAUAGAAAAACUAACUGAUUCAAUUGAACAUUCUCUCACCAUACUAAGGUCAGAGGAGGCAAACAUGGCAGCGAUAUAUUAUGAGAAAAUAGACAUAGAGGGACACCACUUUGGUCCAGACUCCCCUCAGAUCAAAACAGCAGUGCAACAACUGGACACGGCCAUGCAGAUACUCAACAGCAAAAUGAAAGAGAAGAACAUGGUGAAUCAGGUCAAUGUUGUGCUAUUUUCAGACCAUGGGAUGACAAAAAUUCAAUGGAUGGACAAGGUUAUAGAGUUGGACAAGUAUAUCAACAUGUCAGACAUUGCCAAGAUGAUGGACAGAGGAACAGUUGUUAGUAUGUGGGUCAAAGGAGAGAAGUUCCAACAGGUACAUGCAGCUUUGUCCAAGGUCCCAAACAUGCAUGCUUAUGCCAGAGAUGAGAUCCCUGAACGCUUUCAUUAUAAAGGAGGAAAGUUUGUUGCCCCUCUAACACUGGUGGCUGAGCCAGGCUGGUUCAUCGCUCAGAAUAAGGCUCACCUCCCAUACUGGAAAAAUGACUCCAGUGGGCAGCCCUUGGCAUGGCAAAAUGGCUGGCACGGUUACGACAACGAAUUUCAUGACAUGGGCGGCUUUUUCUUGGCAGCAGGACCUGACUUCAAGCAGAAUUUCCGUGCUCCUCCUAUCCAAGCUGUUGACGUUUAUAACGUAUUGUGCCAGACACUGGGAGUGGAACCUUUGCCAAAUAAUGGGUCCUGGUCUCGGGUUGAGAAUUUCCUCAACAGUUCUGGUAGUCUGCACUUGCCCACAACCCAGUGGACCUGCUGGAUGGCUUUAUUAGGAACCCUGCUGACACUGCGGCAAUAAAAGACACCAAAGUCGAAUGUUUUUAAUGUCUAUAGACAUAUUGACAUAUUGUAACAAGCUAUAGACUAUAGCUUGAAACCACUUUCAGCUGGAACACUGAUUAUGACUCUUCAUCUGUGUUUUGGGAAUUUCUACUGGUAUUUAGGUUUAAUUGAAGAAAAUCCAAAGAUUCUUAAAUGUAAUGUGUGAUUAAGAAGGACAAAAAUAUCUGAUAUCCAAGAAAGAUAAAAUACAAAUACAAAUAUCAACGAUACUGCAUGUAGAUGUUUAAUGUUGAGUUUUUGUUGUUGGGUUGUUUUUUUUUUUCAUUCCAAAUGUCUUCUUCUGAGUCUUUUUAAUAACCCAGGAGCAAAAAACUUUUUUAACUGAGGUUACAUAUCACGAUCCAGGAGAAAUGCAACUUCAGUAUUCUAUAAAUAUUUUGCUAUUGAAGUCA
Molecule: messenger RNA, 1856 nt
Organism: Phyllopteryx taeniolatus (common seadragon)
Lineage: Eukaryota; Metazoa; Chordata; Actinopteri; Syngnathiformes; Syngnathidae
Gene: enpp6
Product: ectonucleotide pyrophosphatase/phosphodiesterase 6
Exons: 8
Coding region: 89-1420 (443 amino acids)
Source: RefSeq, a predicted model, not a curated record